Molecule: messenger RNA, 6207 nt
Organism: Sciurus carolinensis (gray squirrel)
Lineage: Eukaryota; Metazoa; Chordata; Mammalia; Rodentia; Sciuridae
Gene: Champ1
Product: chromosome alignment maintaining phosphoprotein 1
Exons: 3
Coding region: 2602-5037 (811 amino acids)
Biological process (GO): attachment of mitotic spindle microtubules to kinetochore; sister chromatid biorientation; protein localization to kinetochore
Cellular component (GO): spindle; nucleoplasm
Source: RefSeq, a predicted model, not a curated record
GCGGCGGCCGCGCGGGGUCGGAGGAGACCGCGCCCGGGGACGCGCCGAGCGGGGGCGAGCUGGGUGGGGAGGUGGAUCCGGAGGAAAACGCAGGUCCGGCUGCGAGCUUGCGGUGCUGCCCCGCCGCGGGCGCGGGCACCCGAGGGCGGUGACGUUUGCCGAGGGACGCUGGCGGAUGCCCGCGUGCACGGUGAAUGGAUCGCUCUCCAGGCGACUUUUGUUGGAAUCACCUCACACUAAUUAAUGCAAGAUGUAGUAUAGAAACGGAGGGUGUAGGAAAGGUAUAUGGGAAACCUUUGUGUUUCCUGUUAAAAUUUCUCAUAGCACAAAACUACUCGAAGAAUAAUUUGGUUAAUUGAAAGAACCUCCAGGGAUGAGGAGUAAUGCUAAAGUGUAUGUAGACUGAGAACCCAAUUAGUUUUAAACAUACUCUGCACAAUUGGGUUUUAAUGUAAAAAGCCACAUAUCAGAAUGUAUUUUAGAAGACAAUUCAUUGUGUGAGGCCUCCAGGAAGAAAUUGGGAAUAAAUGCUAUAGUAUGUGGUAUCGCAUGAUGGUGGGCGUGCAGAGCACCAAAGAUGCAGUCUGUAGUGGUGAAAAGUAGGCCAAGAGACAUUUCUGUUAAUUUGGACGAUUUGUAGUUAGUAUUAGGAGCUCACGAAGUUCCAGGAAUUUUUCUUUUUGGAGUCUUAAAGCUGGAUUCUGGACUUUUCCUGGAAUGGCCCUGUGGAUGGUUCAGCCAGAGUGGGAAAGAGAGCAUUGUGCUACAACAGACUUGGAAUCAAGAAAUCUUGGUCUUCUGUGGCUUCUGCUGACCUAAUUAUUGUUGUAAUCUUUGAGCCGUCACUUCUGUCCCUCAGCAUCAGUUUUCUCAGUUAUAAAACAAAGAGGGUUGGACUCAAAACUCUGUUCCUGGCUUCUAAUUAUGGCCCUACUGACAAAGCAUCUUGUUACAGUUCAUGGUGGAGUAGUUUGUAAAACUGUGGAGCUAAAAUCUGUUCUGCUGACUUCUGCUGUUGCUUCUAGAACAGCUUCUGUGUUAUCCUUAGUUUUUCUGCAUGUGAAGUUGUGACUCGUUUUCCAGUGCCACCUAUUGUGUUGCUGUUUUGCAUGUUCCGUCGUUUGCUAGUGACUCUUGGUGUGUUGUCCCUCCUGCCCAGAGCUGGAGACAAGAGUAGGUGGAGUGUGGGGUGCUCUGCCUAGUGCAGAAUAUGGGACACAACUCCCUCUAGUGCUGUACUUACACGGUUGCUAUUGGAUUCUAAAUAUUUGAAAAGGUUUAUUUUGUUAGUUUUGGGUCCUUGUACUGGCUUUUCAAGAUCUUACUGAAUUCCACUGUGUUCAUUGGAUCAUGAUAUACUAAAGAGAGUCUGGAGAGACAGCAAAGGUCUGUUUUGUCCUUGGUCAGAUGCUGGUCAUUGACCUGAUCUUGGGCAAGUCAUUUAAUAUCAGACUUGAGUUUCCUCAACUCUUAAGUUGAAAUUUUAAAGUAGAUGCUUCCAUAGAUGGGUGCUCAGGUCACUUCUGAUUUCAAAGUCUUUGAGUUUAAGAUUGGAUCCUCAACCUUCAUAAGACAGUGUUGGGAUUGAGCAUAUGUUUUCUGAGCACACACUGUUUCAAGGAUGUACAAAGGUUUCAGAGGUGAGUAACUGGAUAGUCUUGAAUCAGGCUGAAGUGCCCCAGGGUGACUUCUACCCUGGAAGUAGCUUAUAGCUGGGUAUAGGGAGAUUGGGGGAUUGGGAAAUUAGCCAUUGUCUAAAAAGGUGAAGAGUUUGAGGGAUGAAAAGAUUUGCCUGAUGGGUAGGUAGCAAGACAGAAUGUAAAGGGCAGGAAGUGUGUGUUUAAAGAUUGAGAUUGAGAAGAGCUGGGGAGUUAUAUGUGGUCAGUACUUUUGAAAAUGCAUUCUGGUUGGGAGCUUUCUGUGCUGUGUUCAGAUUUUAUACUGCAGGUGUUUGGCAGACAGGGAUUGUGAGCAGGCAAGUUACAUUAGACUUGUAGGGUUUGGAGUCGUCUGUGGUAGCAGGGUGAUGAAUGGGGGAGCAUGGACAGGUGUCAAAGAGUGUUGAGCCAUAGGGGAGACAGGAAGGAGUAGGUGGACACACAGGCAGUGACCUUCUGUGCAUAGCCAGUGUAUCCCAUUCUGUUCUUGUCAGCAUACUCAGCAGAUCAGGAAACUUUCUUGUUGAAAUGAACACGGGGAGAAAAAAGGCCAGAGCAGUCACUGGGGCAGGUCUGCCCUUCCUCCCGUGGGUCAGAACACCACCAUCACGCCUCCUGCCAGUCCUCUUCCUUUUUUCCUGUUGGGUCCUGUUGAUUGUGUUGUUUCUCCUGCUGCACAUGAACAACGUUGAUCAGCAGAACAUCAGCUCCUUAUGAUCUGCACCAGCAGGCGUGAGUGCUGUCAGAGAGUAAAAGUGUGGGUCAUGUACCCAGACGGUCUAAGCUGAUGUCAGAUUCAGCUUCUCAUCUUUGCCCUACUGAGGCAGUUUUCUGUGUGUUAGAAAGCCAUGUAGACCACCUGCCCUUUGAAGGCCACUUCCUAGGUGUCCUGUAAGACAGCUGUGUUGAAAGUUUUUAAAGAACAUAGUCCAACAGAAAGAAGAUGGAAGUUUUCCAGGAACUUCGGAAACCAUCUGUACGUUUGGAAUGUGACCACUGCAGUUUCAGAGGCACUGAUUAUGAAAAUGUGCAGAUCCACAUGGGCACUAUCCACCCAGAAUUCUGUGAUGAAAUGGAUGCUGGGGGAUUAGGUAAGAUGAUCUUUUACCAGAAAAGUGCAAAGCUCUUUCAUUGCCAUAAGUGCUUCUUCACCAGCAAAAUGUACUCCAAUGUGUACUAUCACAUCACAUCCAAACAUGCGGCCCCAGAGAAAUGGAAUGAUAAACCAAGAAGUCAGUUGAACAAAGAAACAGAUCCUUUGAGAAUACCCCUUCUUCCUGAAAACCAGAAAACGCCGACUAAUUCAGCAGAACUGAAACCCGGGACUUCCCUCUCAAUAGAAACACAGAAACUAGGUCCAGUUCUGUCUCCAGAGUCUCCGGAACCUGCUCCUCUUGCUCCCUUGGAGCUUCAGAAACCUGGCCCUUCUGUUCCUCCUGAGCAGGCAACUUCUCCUCCUCCAGACCCUUCGAAACCUGCUCCUGUUUCUUCUCCUGAGCUUCCAAAAUCAUCCCCUGUUGUAUCUGAGUUGCAGAAGCCUGUCCCUGUCCCCUCUCCAGAACCACAGAAACCUGUCACUCUAUCUCCUGAGCCAGUAAAGGCUGCUCUUGCUAACCCUAAGCCUCAGAAGCACUCUCACUUUGCAGACACAGGGGGACCACCUUCAGCCUCAUCUCCAGAGUCACCGGUUCUGGCUGCUUCCCCCGAGCCUUGGGGGCCGUCCCCAACUGCGUCCCCAGAAUCUCGGAAGACCACCCGGACUGCCUCCCCAGAGCCAAAGAAGCCAUCCCCGUCAGAGUCUCCUGAACUUUGGAAGCCAUUCCCUGCUGUCUCCCCAGAGCCCCGAAGACCAGCCCCAGCUGUGUCGCCAGGCUCCUGGAAGCCAGGGCCACCCGGAUCCCCAAGGCCUUGGAAGUCCAGUCCUUCGGCAUCUUCAGGACCUUGGAAGCCAACUAAACCUGCGCCAUCUGUGUCUCCUGGACCGUGGAAACCAAUUCCUUCCAUAUCACCUGGACCUUGGAAACCAGCUUCGUCUGUGUCCCCUGCGUCCUGGAAGUCGUCUCCAGUCUCAUCUGGCUCCUGGAAAACUCCCCCAACAUCUCCAGAGUCAUGGAAGUCUGGACCACCAGAGCUCCGGAAGUCAUCCCCUGCCUUGUCACCUGAGCACUGGAAAGCAGUUCCCCCAGUGUCUCCUGAGCUUCGUAGACCAGGCCCACCGCUCUCCCCAGAGAUCCGUAGCCCAGCAGGCUCUCCAGAGCUCAGGAAACCCUCAGGGUCACCAGACCUUUGGAAGCUUUCUUCUGACCAGCGGAAAACUUCUCCUGCUUCACUUGAUUUUUCGGAGUCCCAAAAAAGUUCCCGUGGUGGUUCUCCUGAUCUCUGGAAGUCUUCCUUUGUAAUGGAAACUCAGAAGCCCACUGUCUUCCCUGAGACCCGGAAGCCAGGUCCUUCUGGGCCAUCUGAGUCCCCAAGAGCAGCUUCGGAUAUUUGGAAGCCUGUCCUUUCUAUUGAUGCUGAGUCUCGAAAGUCUGCACUGUUUCCUGAGUGCACCAGAGCAGCUCCUCCUGCCUCUCCUGAGCCACGGAAACGUGUUCUUUUCCCAGAGCCCCGGAAGCAUGCCCUGUUCCCUGAACUGUCCAAGUCUGUUGUGUUCUCAGAAGCUCAGAAAGCAGCAGAGCUUGGCGAUGAACUACAGGUAGAUGCCACAGAGGACCAAAAUCUUUUGGUUCAGGAAGAGCUUCUGGCCACUCCUAAGAAACUCUUGGAAGAUGCCCUGUUCCCUUCCUCCAAGAAGCUCAAGAAGGACAGCCAGGAGGGCUCAGAUGCUGAGCUGAGCAGCAGCGAAUUCCUCAGAACAGACCUGGAUGCCAUAGACAUGAAGGGCCAGGAGUCAAGCAGUGAUCAAGAGCAGGUGGAUGUGGAAUCUAUUGAUUUUGGUAAAGAGAACAAAAUGGACAUGACAAGUCCAGAGCAAUCCAGAAACGUGCUACAGUUCACUGAAGAAAAAGAAGCAUUCAUCUCAGAAGAGGAGAUUGCAAAAUACAUGAAGCGUGGGAAGGGGAAGUAUUACUGCAAGAUCUGUUGCUGUCGCGCUAUGAAGAAAGGUGCUGUUUUGCAUCAUUUAGUUAAUAAGCACAAUGUCCACAGUCCUUACAAGUGCACAAUUUGUGGAAAGGCCUUUCUUUUGGAAUCUCUCCUUAAGAAUCACGUAGCAGCUCACGGGCAAAGUUUACUUAAAUGUCCACGUUGUAAUUUUGAAUCAAAUUUCCCAAGGGGCUUUAAGAAACACCUAACUCAUUGUCAAAGCAGGCAUAAUGAAGAAGCAAAUAAAAAGCUGAUGGAAGCUCUUGAGUCCCCCUUGGAGGAACCACAGAUUUGAUUUUUGAGCAGUUGUGAACACUUGCUGUACAGCGCUGUCUGUGGAGACUGUAGCUUGUUUUGUAGCCUGGUUGGGCCAGUAGAUGGUAAUGUGUAGCAUGUACUGUGUGUGAUCGUCUCACUAGUGUUGAAAGGAUAAGUACUUGGUCUUUUUCCCACUGUUAUGUGGCUGUCUUGUAAAUCAACUUUCUACUGUAUAUUUUAGAUGGAUAAACUUCUCAUUUAAGUAUAUUCAAAUAGUAACAGAGAAGUAGGCAUUAUAUGUAGUAAACAAGCAAGUUCUGAACUCCAGUUAAAAUGUGUUUGUAUGUGAAACCCAGUUUCAGACAAUAGAGGUUAUUAGGUGGAGGGCUGGGGUACAGGUUAGUGGUAGAACACUUGCCUAGCCUGUGCCAGGCUCUGGGUUCAGUCCCCAGCACCCACAAAAAAUUAUUAUAUGGAAUGUUUAAGAAUAGGCAUGAAAAGUAAAUUUGAGAAAAAUUUUGUUCCCCUGAAUGUAUUUUAAAAUCAUAAGAGUUAUUUUCUAUUUGAUUAUGUAAAAUUAUUUUAUAAAUCUUGAACAGUUUUUAGAUGCUCAUAGCUUUUAUGUCACGGAAAGCUGAGUCUCAGGGUUGCUGAUUUUCUGCUGACAGGGAAGGUUGAGGAAGUCUUUGAAGUAGUCCUGCAGGGGCUGCGGGGAAGGCCUGUGAGGGGGCUCUUCUUAUUCUUGGUUAUUCUAGCAGUCUUCCAUCUGCUGUCCUGCGCUCACUUUCCUGUCAGCCCACACUAUUGGAUUACUAGGUGAUCUCAGAUGAGCUUUUUUCCCCUCUUUUCUGCGGUGCUGGUGAUGAAACCCAGGACCUCACACACACUAGGCCAGUGCUGUACUACUGAGCCGUACGUACCCCAACCCACAGCUGAUCCUUAACUGUCAUGUGUUAGUGUUCCCUACCUCAUACUGCUGGGCCUCUCUCCCCCUGUUGGGUUUAAGACCAGAGUAGUGGGUAGGAGUUGAAAGUCUUCCAGGUUCACAGUAAGAGCUUUUGUAAAUAGACGUUUCUGUUAAAGAGAUAUAUCAGUUUUGUUUUCCACAGUUAUGUUACUGUAAAUACCUUGUACCUGUUGAGGAUUAUUUUAUUCUAAAAUAUUUUGUCAAAUGUGUAUCAACCAAAUUAAAAAGACUUUCAUGUCA